This is a messenger RNA of Mesorhabditis spiculigera, 1518 nucleotides long. Lineage: Eukaryota; Metazoa; Nematoda; Chromadorea; Rhabditida; Rhabditidae. The record is from the annotation of a GenBank genome assembly.
AUGCUCCAAGCGAUUAAGAGAAUAUGCCGCGCAACAAAUGUGGAGCCGGCGCUUAUCCUGGCGGCCAUGUCGAUGAGUUUCCUGCUGACGUCGCAGCCACAGUUCCAAUAUUGGGCCCGAUGUAUCGAGCUCGGAUACCAGGAGUUUCCGGACAUGAACGAUACAGUGUGCACCCUCGAUUUGGCCGAUGACGACCGUUUCGGGAUGGAACUACAAAAAGAUAUUGCGCAUAUGAGGACCUGGAUCCAGGUUGCCAAUUCGAUCCCAAAUCUCAUCUCGGCGCCGCUGCUCGGAAUUUGGGCCGAUCGAGCGGGCCGCAAACCAGCUUUAAUCUUCUCGAUCUGCGGUUUUUGUAUUUAUGCGGUGCUGUACGUCAUCGCUACGUUUACGUAUCGCCAUAUUAACGUUUAUAUUUGGUUCUUCGCGGCGGAAACAAUCUGGGGCGCGACGGGUGGAUCUUGCGGCCUGAUUGGCACGAUGUUCGCCAUGAUUAUUGACGAGACCAGGAAGGACACCGGCACGAAAAACUACAGUGUCCCGGUCCGGAUCAUCGUCGGGGCGGCGCUGCAGAAUUUCGGCGGUUUUGCCGGGAAUAUAGUGAUCACGAUAUUGGCCGGGCUCGAGUCAAGAUAUUUAAUUUGCGCUCUUUUACAAUGCGCUUGCAUAUUUGCUACCUUUUUCUACGUGCUGCUAUUCGUUCGGGAGACUCAUCACCCGAAUCGUGUCGGGGAAUACGGGCCCGACCUGGGCGCCGCGUCGACUUCGAGCAGUUCGGACCCAUCAAUCACCACCACGCGUUCGACCGCCAAUUUGGUGGUACUCGGCUGGCAGCAUUUUGUCGGGUUAUACCGAUCGAUGCAAGAGGUGCUGUUCCGAAAGAGACGUGGCUGGAUCCGGUUCUGCGUCAUCACCUCCCUGGCCCUAUCUGCUGUCGAGCUGAUUGUUCUAGAUAUCAAUUACAUCUACCUCUACAUCAAGCUACCGGCAUUCCACUGGUCCGACAGCUUGUUCAGCCUUUUCAUGACGGUCAAGGGACUCGCUGCGGCUACUGGAAUGCUACUGGGCCCCCUCGUGCUGGCGCGGCUCCAGAUCCUCGGCAAAGAUUCGCUGUAUAUCAUUUUGGGCUGCACCGGCGCGGCCACCUCGUUCUAUAUGCUGGCGUUUGCCCCGAAUACGGCUACCGUAUUCUCAACGGCAUUCGUGUUCUUCCUGGUGGGUUUCCUGUAUCCGGGCAGCCGAUCAUUCGUCCCGCGGCUCGUCGAACAACACGAAACGGCGCGGCUCUUCUCGAUUCUUGGCGUUGUGAUGGUAAUCUGCCCAGUGAUCUCCGGUAUCGUGUUCAAUUCGCUGUACCGUGAAACCCUCGAUUGGUGGCCCGGAUUCUCGUUCCUCAUCGCCGCCGUCUUUGCCACCUUGGCCACGUUUGGGCAAUGUGCGAUGCACUGGCUGAUGCGGCCAUUAUGGCUGGAAGAAUAUGAAGCCGUCCAAAAGGAGAAAGCCGAUACAAAAACAGAAGCG